This is a messenger RNA of Chara braunii, 6253 nucleotides long. Lineage: Eukaryota; Viridiplantae; Streptophyta; Charophyceae; Charales; Characeae. The record is from the annotation of a GenBank genome assembly.
GGUUAGGGAAAGGGCGAGUUCGGUUGACCGGUGUUGGAGUUGGAGAGGGGACUUAGAGAGGAGGAAGGGAGAGGGGAGUCAGGGAGUUAGAAGAGGCGAGAGGUUAGGUGGGGAGGGGGGGAAGAAGGAGAAGAGCAGGUGGGAGAGGAGGGCGACGAAGAGGAGGAAAAGCGGUUGGCUGGCGGCGGUGAAGAUUGGCAAUGCCGCUUGUGCUGGUGGAUGGGAGUCUAGCAGUCAUCGCCAGCAGCGUUGGGCCGCUUAUUCCCGGGUUUUCCGCCAACGGAAGGGGGGGUGGAAACGUAGAGGGAGAGGGAGGAGGAGGAGGAGGAGGAGGAGGUGGGGGGGGAAAGGAACAGCACCAGCUGCCGCAGCAGUAUCAGCUGUCCGACGCAGCCCACUGGUUUCCCGGGCGGCUACGUAAUGGUUGUUACUCCCGUCCGAUCGUGCGGUGUCCGUGUCGAUUUUUGUUCCCUGGUGCCGCGCCCACGUGGCGUGUUUUCCCUCCACGUCAUCAAAGGAAUAAAGUUAAUCUCUCUCCCCCCUCCUUUCGGCUCGGUAGUUCGCGGCGUCGGAUUAUGACUGAGCACUAUCAUGCCACUUGUAGCGCGCUGCCAACUCCGCUGCCCGCCUCCUUAUCAUCAAGCGUAGUGAAUUCCACUCACGCAGACGGCAAGAAAUUCUCGUCGCCGCCGACCUGUUCUUUGUCCUUGUGUCUCCCAUCCCCUCGCGUCCCUCUUCCACGACCUCUCCCUCUUCCUCCUCCUCCUGCCUCUCCUGCGUGUCAUCCUGAUCCUUGUGGUUGUGAUCUUUCUCGGGGGGUCAGAAGAGUGGCCGAGUGUUGCCAUCAUCAGUCGGUCGGGGCAGUCACGGACGUGCGGCGGCUGUCCUCUUGCAGGUCGGUAGACACGUCAGCAGGGAGUGCUCAAAAGUCAUCCACGUGGACAAGGAGGCUAACGAGGAUACCGACAGAAUCGUUAAACGGCGAGGGGCACCGCAUCCGCCGGCGGCGGGAGUAUAAGAGGAUGGAGGGAGCGGGGGGAGGAGGGGACAACGGGUUGGCGGGGUGUGGGGGGGGGGGAGAGUUCUGCUCGAGUGGCAAUUUCUGCGGCGCGGGCGAUGGGCGGCGACCCUGGGUGUGGGGCCCGCUAAGAAGCCACGUGGCGGAGAUGUGCGCGCGGUCGGACGAUUUUCUGUUGACGUCUCAUCCGGCGGUGUCGAGCUGCCGCGUCAGCAAUCGAGCCACAAUGCGCACGCAGGAUGAGGCGCGGCUAUGGACCGCAAGCGGGGAGGAUGUGGGGGUUAUUGCUGGGGAGGAAGAUGGUGAGGAGGGGUUAGACGACGAGAGAGAGCAAGGUGGGCGGUUCGAGUCCCGGCAGAGAGCGCGCCAAGCAUGGAUUGAAGCGACCAUGGGGCGUGACGUGGACGUCGUGACUCUAGGCAAUUUGAUGGUCGACGUGGUACUCCACGUGGACACGCUCCCGCCCUCGAAGGGGAUUCCGCGCAAGGACUACAUGGCACGCCUUUCCGUCUCUCCGCCCGGGGAAGACCACUGGGAGGCGGGAGGGAACAGCAAUUUCGCCAUCGCCGCCUCUCGAAUCGGACUCGACUGCGUGACUGUAGGCCACGUCGGCGACGAGAUGUUUGGCCACUUUCUGGAGAAGGUCCUGCACAAGGAGAGAGUGGGUUUGAUUGGUCUAGAGAGCCAUUUGGCGGAGGACCUGGGAGAUGAAGACUACGAUGGGGAGACGCUCCUCUGCUGGGUCCUGAUUGACCCGAAUAGGCGGCACUCGUUUUGCAGCCGCUUCGACUUCUCGAAAACGCCUGUCUUCAGCAAAGUGCGGAAUUUGCCCCUUCCUGCGCAGAACCUGAUUCGCAGGUCCAAAGGCCUGUUCGUCAACGGCUUCGCCUUUGACGAGUUUGAGCCCGGCGUGGUCCUCGAGGUGGUGGAAUUCGCGAGGUCCACGGGGACUGCUGUCUUCUUCGAUCCUGGGCCCCGGGGGAAGAUGAUGAUGGGGGAUAAGGAGGGCGGGAAGAGAUUGACCCUGGAGAAGAUGUUGCGGCGGAGCACCGUCUUGCUGCUGACCUCUGACGAGGCCGAGGCCAUUACUGGUGUGUGUGAUCCGUUGCAGGCGGGCAAGGCUCUGUUGGAGCGCGGCGGGGGCGAGCUUGAGUGGGUGGUUGUGAAGCGGGGGUCGAAAGGCUGCGUGCUGUCGACGCGGGAGAAGACGUACGUGCUCGAAGGCAUAAAGGUGGAGGUGGUGGACACUGUCGGGUGCGGAGACAGCUUCGCGGCAGCCAUUGUGCUCGGUUACAUCCGCGGGGAGAAGUUGUCGACGACGCUUGCGCUGGCAAACGCAGUCGGCGCUGCGACGGCGAUGGGAAGAGGGGCGGGGCGGAAUGUGGCGCGAGCAAGCCAGAUCGUGGAGUUGCUGAGCAAUGCCCGGCGUAGGCGCGGGCAUGACUCGUCGGCCUUGCUGCGGAACGGGAUGGUCGUCGGGGCGGAAGAAGAAGAAGAAGAAGAAGAGCAGCAGAAGGCGCGGGAAAAAGAGGUGAUUGGUAUGAUUGAUUGGAUGAAAGAGUACCUCGUUGCCAAAGAGGAGGGAAGGUUGGGACAACAGACGACGAGUAGGUUCUCUGAGUCGACCGCCGAGCCUUGUGUGGCUGAUGCAGAUGCGGUUGCUGGUCAUGCAACUGUCAAUGGGGUCGGAGGGGAGGUCAUGGUUGGUGCUGCGUCUUUGGCGGCGGCGGCGGCGGCGGAUGGUGAUGAAGGUCGGACCGUUCUCCCUGGGACGCUCGAUGAGGUAAGGAGGAAUGGACGUGCUGGUGGUGCGGGGGAGGCGGACUUAUCGGCGGCUACCCGGCCUUCCGCAAACGAGGCCGAAGCUGCGUUUUCGGUCGGGAUCCCUGCUGUCAGGGAGAAGUUGGAGAAUCGCGUCAGGGUAUUGUCGGGGACAGUGACCGUGUCUCUGGAAGAUACCGCAGUGGAUGCAAUCAAUCUUCUCAAGAGGUCGUUGAAAAUCUCCAUUCAGAGAUGAUGAUCAUAUCAAAUACUGCCUUCUUUCUCUCGCUCUGAGAUGUGAAUUGCAUUGCUGCCUUCUUUCCUUAUUUGGUCUGUUCUUCUUUCCUCUAUCUUUCGUUUUUUCCAUCUCUCUUUCCUCUCCUCUUCCUCCUCCCCGACUCUUUCCAGAUACGCUGUAAUCAAGGACAGGACAUGCCCUUUGUACUUGAUUCUUUCAUGGGUCCUCAUCUUCUUCCUUUUUUUUUCCCUAUUCCUUUUUUUUUUUCCUUUUUCUUUUUCUUCUUGUUUUUAGUGUUGACGGCGACAGAUAUUAUUAGGGGAUAUGAAGUGGGUCGUGUAUUGUGUGGACAGUCAUCUAUCUUGCUCUAGGAAGUCCUAGGGACCCGAUAUUAUGUUGACGGCGACAGAUAUUAUUAGGGGAAACAAGUUGAUCCUCCCCAUCUUGUCUCUGUCCUCAAUCUCCCACUUCGGUUUGUCCCGUCUGUUGUUCUGAUGAUUUUAUGUUGAUUUUUCUUUGUUUCUUGAAAUUGUUGUUCAACUAACGAAAUGAAGUUUCGGAUGGCGUUUUCCUUUUUUCUUUAUGAGGUCACAGGCCUCUAUUUCUUCUUAACCCUCGCUGCACCGACGUCCGUGCCUGCCCCUCGUUUGUCCACCUUUCGGUCGCGACUCGGCCCCCGGACCCCGGAACCCGACCCCGACCCGAACCCAGCCCCGCCAUCCCCUCCUCGUUUCAUGCAUCUCGGUGGAGCAUCAGGAAAAGUCGGGAUCGGGAUGUGCAUUAGGAGGGUUGCAUUCGAUUGUCUCAUGGCCGUUGUCUCACUCAGAUUGUCUCUUUUUUUUUUUUCUUCAUGCCCUCAGUUUUUUACGUCGUUGUUUUCUGUCGUGUCUUCUCGCCUUUCGUUUUUUGGUAUAAAGGAAAGGAGGUUAAGCACACAUCACAUGGUGUGCUUAUGUUCUCCUGCCAUCUUCGUCCGUCUUGCCUGGGUUCCUCUUCGUCUUCUGGCGCUGGUCAGGACAUUUUUUUCCCUCUUACUUACCGUCUUCUUCAGUCUUUUGCCUGGGGGUUUUCUUCCUCUGCCGCUGGUCGGGACCCGCUUUCUCUCUUCAAGGAGCAGUACAUCCGUGCCUCCUUUGUACGAGCGAGCUGGAUUCCUACUGCGCGCCGAGCUUCUGACUGCGGCCUACUGGUGGUUUAAGACCGAUUUUCGUUCUCUAAAAACAAGUUCCUUUCAUACGCCCCGUGUUUGCCUCCUCCCUCCCUUCACCCCCGUCCUCGCCUCCCCCCCUCCUUCCCCCCCCUUCCUCCUGCUUCUUUGUGGUGUCCGGUGUCAGCAGACGUUUUCGGUGUGUGAUCGCAGACUUUCGUGAUGGUGGGGUGUGCCUUCUGUUUUUUUGGCAGGCUUUUGUUUCUUUGUGUUUUUUUUUUUUUUUUUGUUUCGUUGUCCUUUUCUCUCCUUCAAAUGGCUUCGUUUGGGGCCCAGAAUCUGGUGGGGUGUGCGUUUGGUCGUCCUAUUUUAAGAGAGGGUCGUUUGGGGCCCAGAAUAGAAUAUGGUGGGGUGUGCGUUUGGUCGUCCUAUUUUUUCAGAGAGGCACACGGACUAUUUGUAGAGAUGCGCACGGACUAUUUUUACUUGUAUGGGUCUCAGUGCCUGCCUCCCCGUGAUCCACUUCCUGUGUCCUUGCUCUUUUCUCUGACAUUGAUUGAAUUUUAAGUGAAGCCCACUGCUCAGACCCAUUUCUAGAGCAUACAUUGGUUCUGUUCUCGAAAGGACGAUUCGAAGUGCGGGUUACCUCAGCCAUGUUGCGACUUCAAGAGAGAGACUCUGAGGGAAAGAGAGGUACAUUGCUUCUGUUCUCGGAUAAACCAUAGUGACCUCAGCCAUGAUGUUGCAACUUCAAGAGAGAGACUGAGGGAAAGAGAGGUACAUUGUUUCUGUUCUCGGAUAAACCAUACUGAAGACUGAGUUACCUCAGCCAUGAUGUUGCAACUUCAAAAACAAAAAAGAGGAGAGAGAGAGAGAGAGAGAGAGAGAGAGAGAGAGAGAGAGAGAGGGCACAUUGUUUGUUCUCGAAUAAACGAUCCUGAAGUAGAUUUACCUUAGCCAUUUUGCGACUUCAAGAGAGAGAGAGAGAGGGAGAGAGAGAGAGAGGUACAUUGUCUGUUGCUGCUUCGAAUCCUUCUGGAGGAGGGAGAAAAGGCGAGGGAAAAGGUCACACAAACACACACACAGAGAGAGAGAGAGAGAGAGAGAGAGAGAGAGAGAGAGAGAGAGAGAGAGAGAGAGAGAGAGAGGUACAUUGUCUGUUGCUGCUUCGAAUCCUUGUCUGGAGGAGGGAGAAAAGGCGAGGGGAAUGGUCAGAGAGAGAGAGAGAGAGAGAGAGAGAGAGAGAGAGAGAGAGAGAGAGAGAGAGAGAGAGAGAGAGAGAGAGAGAGUGCGAAGCUGGUACGGAGUACUACAAACUGACUGUUGUUACAGGUAUCGGAAUUCCUCAGUCUGCAUAUCAGCCUUCGAUUUUCUCUUAGUUAUUGGGAAGGAGAAGCAGCGCAAGAGUGCACGGAACUGUGUGCAUGUGUGCCAGUGCGCAUAGCAAAUGUGCAUCAAGUUGUAAGCUUUUUUUCUGUUCCUUUCUUUCUUUUAAGUGCGACGGCCUCGAGAUAUCAGCUCAUUCGGACUGAUCGGCCCCAGGUAAUUCCGAGUUGUUUCAGUAUUCUCCUUCCUUCAUCAGGAUUCGACCUCAGGUCUCUAUCAACUGCAACAUGGGCGUAUCAUUCAGCCACAUGGGGUGGGUGGACAAGCAUUGCGUACACGGGAUGCUGAAGAAAGCUUCUUAUAGUCGGGUAGCGGCUGACCUUUCUUUUAUCCUUGUGAUGUGAUCAGGAUUCGAACUCACGAUCUGCUCACCAAGAGUUACAUGUGUAUACCACUCAACCACCUAUGCUGGUUUUCUGCUGAAGCCUUAUGGAUGUGUAUGUGGAAGGCUGUCUUGCUAUCAAUUGUAUAAUGACAACAUCGGUAAGGGAAACGCUUAUCAACAGCCCGUGACGGUUCCGAGGGGAUGAAACUAACCAAACUAACCGGGUCAUCAGGAUUCGAACUCACAAUCGGUUCACCAAGAUUUCAUGUGUAUACCAUUCAACCACAUCAGAAGGCACCUCAACGCAGGCACUUCAGUUCAUGAUCUGCACACGGAUGUGCAAUGCCGAAGUUCACAUGGAUGUGCAAUGCCCAUGUU